AUGUGGCGAACAACUUCUCAUGCCGCGAUUGCGGCGGCGUUCUUGUUCUCUGUCGCAAGCGCAAUCCCUCACGGAGAUGACGGCUCGAUGGACAUGGACAUGGACAUGGGCAUGCAUAUGAAUAGCACGAAGCCCGAACAUCCGGCGGAGACAAGUGAUGACUCUCCGAUGAGCUAUUUCGCUUAUGGGAAGCACUCCAGUACAAUAAUCGCUCACAUCGCGCUUAUGACCAUUUCCUGGUGCUUUCUAUUGCCCGUUGCUGUCAUGCUUAGUAUCGCCCGAUCACGGUACGCGCUUGUUUCGCAAUUCUUCUUUUUGGUGUUGAAUGCGCUGGGUCUGCUCGUCGGUAUCAUUUACAACAGCCAAACUCCGGACUUCUACGAGAACAAUGCGCACCACAAGAUUGGAUGGAUCGCGACUUGGGUCAUGAGUGCGCAAGUAAUCAUGUCCUUGAUCUUUGCAUACGCAGGAAGAGGCGAGUCGGAUUCGACUUCGUAUGAACGCGCCGCCUUCCUGCCCGUGUCUACCGACGAGAUGGCCGAAAGCCCGACCACCUAUCCCACUGGCAUCCACCACGGGUAUCGCUGGUCUAGAGAUAGUGGCCAGGGAACCGAGCGAAACUCUUCCUCCUUGCACAGCCGCCCGAGCUCUCCGUCUUGCGCGUCUCCCUCGGAUGAGUACGACACCUUCGACAAACCGGAACCGGAACUUGACGUUCACGAGAAGCCUGGCCCGGCGCGGGGAUGGCUGCGCAGCACUUUUGUCGACCGCUUCUUGGCUAAUCGCGUGCCGGGAAUGGUUUCUAGCCGGGUUCUUCGAGUGCUGAAUGGCAUUUACCUAGUUGUCGACAGACUUAUUCUUCAGUUUGGUUUCGUUGCCAUUGCCACCGGUGCCGUGACCUACGGGGGUAUCAUGAGAGGAAGCGAAGUCUUCAAUGGCCUUGCUCAUUUUAUCAAAGGAGGUAUCUUCUUCUGGUAUGGUUUGUUGACUCUCGGCCGAUUCAUGGGCAGCUAUGCCGACCUCGGUUGGGCCUGGAACGUCAAGCCGUCAAGCGGAAUUGUGAGCAAGUGGAAAGCCAGAAUCCCCUCUGGGGAGUUUACCGAGUCGUUCGUGAUUUGGCUUUAUGGUGUCACCAAUGUGUUCCUCGAACAUCUUGCUGGCUGGGGAGGCGCAUGGUCCGCUACUGAUCUCGAGCACGUCUCAAUCUCCAUCCUAUUCUUCGGAGGCGGGCUGUGCGGUAUGCUUUUCGAAUCUAAGCGCGUGAAAGACCUGCUCAACUGUACCGUCUUGCGACCUGCCUCCCAGGCCACUACUCGCACUCCCGAUGCUGCCUGGAAUCUUCCCGACACCCAAAGCGUGCCCCUCAACCCGAUGCCCGCUCUUGUGAUCCUUCUCCUGGGAAGCAUGAUGGGCUCCCACCAUCAAACAAGCAUGAUUUCGACCAUGGUGCACAAGCAAUGGGGCAAUCUCCUGGUUGGUUUUUCGGUCGCCAGAGCCGUGACUUAUUUUUUGUUGUACUUGAAGCCGCCAACCUCGUACUUGCCUGCUCGUCCUCCCACCGAAAUCAUUGCCGCGUUCUGCUUGAUCUCGGGUGGCUUGGUGUUCAUGCUUAGCACUCGCAACGUGGUCGAAUCUAUGGAAUACUAUGAACUCGAUGCCAUGUUCACCUUUACCGUCAGUAUGGGCUUGACGGCUUUUAUCAUGGCGUGCGAGAUCUUGGUCAUCGCCCUCAAGGCGUGGGCUGUGAACCGGGAGUCUCGUCCCCAGCUUCCUGCUUACCAGUUUCCGGCCUAA
Aspergillus melleus is the source of this 1794-nucleotide messenger RNA. RefSeq names its product Ytp1 family protein. NCBI's taxonomy places the organism in Eukaryota, Fungi, Ascomycota, Eurotiomycetes, Eurotiales, Aspergillaceae. The record is from RefSeq and is a predicted model, not a curated record. The coding region runs from base 1 to 1794 and encodes 597 amino acids. The transcript is spliced from 4 exons.